CGCACAUAGUCGGAUCGCUCUGCAUGCAGGACGUAAUUCGCCAUGAGCGAGAACGCGCCGUUGCGCGCCGCAUCACCGCUCCCGACUUAGCGAAAUGGCCGAAUAGCUCCCUCGACCGUGCUGGCUACUUGGUGGAUUGGCACAUCUUUGUGGGUCCAGAUGCUCGAACGCUGAAGUUAAAACAGCUUGCCUUCACCAGUACUCGACAUCAGCGCGCUGUGUGCAUGUGCCAUGCACUGUCGGCCGACGGCAAGUUUCUCGCAGCAUCAUUCGACACCAGCGCUAGUGAUAUCUUUGUAUGGCGGCUCCCCGAUGGUCUUCUGGUUCAAUGCCUCCGUAAUCAGGGCCAUAGCAAGCCUGUCAGAUCCUUGUCAUUUUCCCCCAACGGCCCCACUCUCGUCUCACUAGGGUCUUACGACGAGACCGUGAUUAUCUGGGAUGUUCAACGUGGCUGUGUACUCCGACAUCUCAUAGGACAUCAUUCGCGGGUGGCCAGCUCUGCAUAUUCCCUCAAUGGCGCGCUCGUUGCCACAGCCGACAUGACAAAAAUCAUGAAGAUUUGGGACACCUCGACCGGCGCGUGUCUGUGUUCCUUUAAUCUCAAUGAGCACGUGUAUCAGAUCACCUUCUCGCUGGAUAGCUCGCGCCUAUGGAUUCGUGCAGGGCUCUUAUAUUUCCUUUACGACGUGCAAUCCUACAAUCGUAUCACUGUAUUGCGCCACAAAAGGGAUAACCCAGUCGGCUUCUCAAUGUCCCGCCAAGGGGAUCGCAUAGUCACUGGAACAUACCACGGGAAUGGCGUGACGAUCCGGGACGCGGUAACCGGUCGAGAGCUUCUCACAGUCGACGACGAGAGAAAGCUGGUAACCCCUGUAGCAUUCUCCCCAGACGGUGCCGAGGUGCUCGUGGUCUGCCAGGGGAGCCGAAUGGCCCUCGCUUUCGACUCGCGGACGGGCCAGCGACGCCAUACCUUCGAGCUGUCACACGUGCCCCAUCAUAUCGCAUACUCCCCGAACGGAGAUUACGUUGUUCUUGCAGGUCAUCGCGGUAGUCUCGAGGUGUAUAACGCGAAGUCUCGGACGUUCGUCGGAAAGAGCGAAGGAUUUUGGGAUGACGCAGUACUACAGGAAGUUGUUUUUUUACCCGACAGUCAGACUAUCCUGUCGCAUUUCUCGAGGACCCCAGGCUCUCAUGAGCCUCUCCGUCUAUGUAAUAUCCAGGAUGUAGUGCGAUUGCGAUAGUGUCUAGCAGUUUGCUGAGCUCAACCCAUUGCGCUGUGUUGCGUGGAACAGUCAGACAUCCGGCGU
Messenger RNA from Phanerochaete carnosa HHB-10118-sp, 1307 nucleotides. RefSeq lists its product as uncharacterized. Lineage: Eukaryota; Fungi; Basidiomycota; Agaricomycetes; Polyporales; Phanerochaetaceae. The coding region runs from base 24 to 1241 and encodes 405 amino acids. The record is from RefSeq and is a predicted model, not a curated record. The transcript has a single exon. Gene Ontology annotation, molecular function: protein binding.